Arachis duranensis is the source of this 492-nucleotide messenger RNA. RefSeq lists its product as uncharacterized. Bases 1 to 492 code for a protein of 163 amino acids. The record is from RefSeq and is a predicted model, not a curated record. NCBI's taxonomy places the organism in Eukaryota, Viridiplantae, Streptophyta, Magnoliopsida, Fabales, Fabaceae. The transcript has a single exon.
AUGGCGCCGUUGCCGGGGAUUGGUUUUCGAUUGACAAUUCUCAAAUUGGUUGAACAUAAGGCAUGCCACCUCCCUGUGGAGCUUGAACAUAAGGCCUUUUGGGCAACCAAACUUUUGAAUUUAGAUGCUCAAGCAGCAGGAGAGAAGAGGCUGCUACAACUCAAUGAACUUGAGGAGUUCAGAUUGGAGGCAUAUGACAAUGCCAAAAUAUACAAAGAGAGAGCAAAGAGAUGGCAUGAUAAGAGGAUCUCUCAAAGAACAUUCGAACCGGGCCAAAAGGUGUUGUUAUUCAACUCAACAUUGAAGAUCUUCCCUGGGAAGCUGAGGUCUAGAUGGACUGGUCCAUACACCAUCACCAAAGUAUCACCUCACGGCUAUGUUGAAUUACUUGAUGAAGCCUCAAAACAAACCUUCACAGCUAAUGGACAUAGGGUGAAGCACUAUUUUGGUGGCCCCUGGAGCAAGGAAGAGAGUGUGCAACUCUUAACAUGA